Scheffersomyces stipitis CBS 6054 is the source of this 654-nucleotide messenger RNA. RefSeq lists its product as uncharacterized. The transcript has a single exon. The record is from RefSeq and is a predicted model, not a curated record. Gene Ontology annotation, molecular function: RNA binding. Lineage: Eukaryota; Fungi; Ascomycota; Pichiomycetes; Serinales; Debaryomycetaceae. Bases 1 to 654 code for a protein of 217 amino acids.
AUGUCGGACCAAGUACCUGUUCAGGACCAAGAUGUUCCACAAGAAGUGGGACAGACAUUUUUAGGGUCGCAAACUACGAAUGGCUCGGAAUCUACAGUCUCAUCUAGUACAAGUCCAUUCCAGAUCCAUGCUGAUGAAGAGAGAUUGAAGGAAAUGGAAAGAGAAGCUGACAGAUUACGAGAGCUUCAUUCGCAAUUGGAUGAACAACAAAAGGGUGGAGAUGGAAUCCCACAGACAGACGAAGAAAAAAGAGACAUUGAUUCCAGAUCAGUGUAUAUUGGAAAUGUAGACUAUGGAUCGACGCCGUUGGAGUUACAGCAACAUUUCAGUAGUGCUGGUAUUGUCAAAAGAGUAACGAUUUUGACCAACAAGUUCACAGGUCAACCUAAAGGGUUUGCUUAUUUGGAAUUUGACGAUGUAGAUGGUGUCAACAAGGCUGUGGCUACGUUGGAUGGAACUGUUUUCAGAGACAGAGAGUUGAAAGUAAGUGCUAAAAGAACAAAUAUCCCUGGCUUGAGCUUUAUUGAACGUGGAAGAGGUGGUUUCCGAGGCAGAGGUGGAAGAGGCGGAGGCUUCAGAGGUGGAAGAGGUGGAAGAGGAAGAGGUGGCUUUAGAGGAAGAGGUGGCGGCGGCCAGAGAUUUACACCAUACUAG